This is a messenger RNA of Aspergillus novofumigatus IBT 16806, 1266 nucleotides long. Its product is annotated as putative carboxylesterase. NCBI's taxonomy places the organism in Eukaryota, Fungi, Ascomycota, Eurotiomycetes, Eurotiales, Aspergillaceae. Bases 1 to 1266 code for a protein of 421 amino acids. The record is from RefSeq and is a predicted model, not a curated record. The transcript is spliced from 9 exons.
AUGCUCAGUCAGACUCCGGAAUCUUCGGUUCAGCAAACUCAGCUGACAAACACCCCCCUUUGUCGCUUCUCUGGUGGCAUUCGCUAUGGCUUAGCUCCGUCUCAGCGAUGGCGUAGAACCCAGAGACUGCCUUCGGAUUACGCCUAUGGCACCCGGGAUCAGCCCGGUCAGUGUGACAGGCUUUCAGGCGUCUGUCCGCAACCUUCGUUUAUGAACGUUUCUUUUAGAGAUGAAUGGACCGAGGAUUGCUUCCAGUGUAAUGUGUGGGUUCAUGAAGCAGAACCUCCCAAGGAAGGAUGGCCUGUUUUUGUCUUUCUUCACGGCCGCUUUCUCCAGUUUGGUACGCCAAACACCUUCUCGGCGGCAGCUCUUCUGGGUGAGACGGACUUCAAUGCCAUCAUAGUUAUGCCUGCAUAUCGUCUAGGAACGCCGGGCUCUGUAGGAGAGACUGUGGGAAACCAUGGCUUCUGGGAUCAGCGUCUAGCGCUAGAGUGGACCAGAGACAACAUCACUCUCUUUGGAGGCAACCCAUUGCAGGUCACCAUAUCUGGUUAUUCGGCUGGUGAGUCUCCUUCAACGUUUCAAAUAUCUAUCCUCAUUUCUUCACAAUCUCUCAUAAAACAAGCCUGCAUCUGGUCCAACUCGCCUGGCGUCCAGCCCAAAAAUGAAGCAGCAGCGCAGCUCCAGUUCAACCAGCUUCUGUCCGCCCUCAGUAUCCCUCGUCCCUGCCCUGGACAGAAAAAACUGUCCCGUCUCCGCUCUACCCCAGCCAAGACCCUGCUCGACGCAGUAACCAGCAUCGAGCUGCAUUUGUUCCGCCCAACAAGCGACAGCACCUUCAUAGACCCAUCUCCCUUCAACGAAUGCCGCGACGAACGAUCCCUCUACGCAACAUUGCACCCGCCGCAAAGCAACACCCUACAAUCCCUCCACCGCCGUGUCCAAGCCGACUACCCCCGUCACAUCGCCGACGCCCUAAUCAAAAUCUACUGCAACGCAGGCCAUCUACUCUACCGCUACGGCAUCGAGAAACGGCUGCGGUACGCGGACCGGACGAUCCCGCCCUCGUGGGGCGUCACGCACGCAACAGACCAAUACCUCUGGUUCUGGGGCAACGGGGAGGCGCUGCAAGCGGAGGAGAGAAGCCCAUGGUGCGGGAGGCGAACGGGGGAUUACCGGCAGGUGAGGACUCUCAGGCCGGACGGGUCGGUCCAGAUCUGCGAGGACGGUCUGUGGGACGAUGCCAUGCGGGUCGGAGGGCGUUAG